AUGAACACUUCCAAGCAAGUUUCCAAAGUUAAAAGAUUUCAUAGAAGAGAAUUUUACUACCCAAGCUAUGGAGAAGUUAUGGCAGUAGUAGAAAAACUAAAAAAUUAUUUCCCAAGAGUUUUAACAAAAGAACAAGUAUUAAUUAUAUUAGAUAAAUGGGUUAUUGAAGCUAAUAUAAAACAUGAAUUAAAGCUGGCCUAUAGAAUUUUUGACAGCGAAAGCCGAAAUUAUUUGGAUCUAGAUGAAAUUCGACUCAUAGUGACGGAAUUUGGUGAACCUUUUAAUGAAAAUGAAACUUUAGAACUUCUGCGCGAUGCUAAUAUUCGAGGAGAUGGUAAUGUAUUUUAUGAAGACUUUGUGGAUUCGCUGUUUAAUCUGGCACCUGAAUUAAGUGAAAUAAAGGCAAAGUAUUUAUUCGAGGACCCAAAUGAAGAUCCUUCUGUGUAA
Messenger RNA from Parnassius apollo (apollo), 447 nucleotides. NCBI's taxonomy places the organism in Eukaryota, Metazoa, Arthropoda, Insecta, Lepidoptera, Papilionidae. The record is from the annotation of a GenBank genome assembly.